Molecule: messenger RNA, 1417 nt
Organism: Eruca vesicaria subsp. sativa (arugula)
Lineage: Eukaryota; Viridiplantae; Streptophyta; Magnoliopsida; Brassicales; Brassicaceae
Source: the annotation of a GenBank genome assembly
UUAACGCAUAUAUAUAUAGACAACAAAGCAUCUAUCGUUUUAUCUUUACAUUUAUCACACUUCCAAUCUCUUUUCUCCAAACCAAAGCAAGAUAACAAAACUUUCGCUCUCGUCUUUAGCCACGUAAUCAUGGACGUCGAGCAUCACAACUCCGGCCAUAUCAGUAGACCAACGGUGGUUAUUCCAUCGUCGAGAAAGCUUCUUUCCUCCGUCAAAUCUCCUUCUUGGGCAUCUAGUCCUCGUCACCACGAUGAUGAUCAAAAAGACUAUUGUUACGACCCUGACUCUGACUCUGACGAUCCUUACUCCGGAGACCAUUUCCGGAUGUACGAAUUCAAAAUCCGACGGUGCAACCGUAGCCGUAGCCACGACUGGACAGGCUGUCCUUUCUCUCAUCCCGGCGAGAAGGCUCAUCGUCGUGACCCUCGCCGGUAUCACUACACGGGUGAACUCUGUCCUGAGUUUCGCCACGGUGGAGAUUGUAGCCGUGGUGAUGAAUGCAGCUUCGCUCACGGCGUUUUCGAGUGUUGGCUCCAUCCUAGUCGCUACCGUACGGAAGCUUGUAAAGACGGUAAGCAUUGUACGAGAAAAAUAUGUUUCUUUGCUCACUCUCCGCAGCAGCUUAGAAUUCUCCCACCGCCAGAGAGUUUCGCCUUCUCUGGCGGUGGGGGAUCGUCACCCGCGUCGGUGUUAAGUAACAAAAGUACUAAUGGGUGUUGUAUGUUUUGUUCCCACUCUCCAACGAGCCCACUAUUUCGUUUAGCACGAUCACCGUCGUCGUCUCCGCCUCUAUCUCCGGCUGAUAAAGCCGCUGAAAUUUCACGGCUGAGUCGCCACCGAUCUGCCGUGACAUACAAGGAAAUACUUAACGAGCUGAUUAAUUCUUUAGAUUCCUUCAGUCUCACGGAAUCACUCACCGCUGCUUAUUCCUCGUCUCCGAUCACAAUGCCGGUUUCCACGGCGUCAAUGCUUGCCUCAUCAGGUUACCUCAGUGGCCAGCUUCAGCCGCCGCCGCUGAGCUUUUUCAGUGAAGAGUUUACACCACGCGGUGGUCGCGUAAGCAAUUUCACGGCAGCUGCAACUGCAGAGGCUGAAGCUAGGGAGACGAGUAGCUUUGAGAUUGGUUGUAGUGGCGAUCUUGAUCUCGGAUGGGUGAACGAUCUCCUGACAUGAUCUAUGUAAAUGGUUGGAGAUACUUUCAGUCGGAAAGUAAUGUACGGUGGUAUUGUCUAUUGAAAAUUGUUAAUUUCUAUUCUUUUUUCUCCAUGAGAGUUAAUUAAAAGUCUGUACUAUGCCAUGCUUUAAAAAAGAAAAAAACUUCUUCCCGUUUUCUUUUUCUUUUUUUUUUUUGAAAAUAAGAGUCCAUAGCUUCUAUUGUAAUAUUGAUCUCUUGGAACUUGUAAUAUCUGCUAUACUG